Messenger RNA from Auanema sp. JU1783, 687 nucleotides. The record is from the annotation of a GenBank genome assembly. Lineage: Eukaryota; Metazoa; Nematoda; Chromadorea; Rhabditida; Rhabditidae.
AUGUCCUCAACCGUUUCUAAGAGUUAUAAUUCUGGUGCUGAUCCUAUUGUGAAGUACUGCUCUGAGCAUACAUGUAAGUUACAUCCCCUCCAAAUUGAGCUACAGAACCAUACCCUUCGUCAUGUUGAAAUGAGCCAAAUGCUCGGAGCCCCUGAGGUCCUAACAGUUGGACAUAACUUCAUUCAAUUAAUUGGUGCUAAGAAGUGUCUGGAUAUCGGAACAUACACUGGAGCUUCUGCUCUAGCUUGGGCACUCGCUCUUGGCAAUGAUGGAAAGGUUUUCACUUUUGACCUCGAUCUCAAGAACUAUAAGGAGCAUGGAUUGAAAAUUAUCCAAAAAGCUCCAGAAGUUCAAAAGAAAAUCACAGCGGUGGAAGGUGCAGCUUUGAAGUCUCUUGAUGAUUUGAUUGCGAAUGGAGCUUCAGGCACUUUCGAUUUCGCUUUUAUUGAUGCUGAUAAGCGUAAUUAUACCAAUUAUUACGAUCGCUGCGUCACUUUGCUCCGGACAGGAGGAGUUAUUUUGGUUGACAACUCUCUCUGGGGCGGUAUUGUUGCUACGGGAUACUCCAAGGAAGAUACGACUUCGGCUGCUAUCGAUGAAACCAACAAUAAGAUCUUCAAGGAUACCAAAACGAACUCAGCUCUUCUCAACUGUGGAGAUGGGCUUCAUAUUGCUUUCAAGAAAUAA